AUGGGGAGAAAAAAACUAAUCAAUCCUCGCAUUAUCUAUUUUGAAAAAGACAGCAGUAUAGACGGAUCCGGCAAGUUAUGCUACAUUGGAAAAAGAGGGCAAAUAGAUAAAAUAAUUCCAUUUGAAAAUAAAUUACAAUUAGAUCUUUUAUUAAAAUCUCCAAUAGAAAACACAGAAGAUAAAGUAAAUUUUCCAAAAAUUGAGUUAGAAACAGAUCAAUUAAACAAGCUAAAUCCAGCAUUUGCUCAAGAAAAUGUUGUAAUACAAUCAACGAAACUCGAACAAAAUACAGAUCAUGAGGAAUAUGCCCAAAAUGAUGAUGAUCCAGAUUCAGUACCAAUUAUUGUUGAAUCAUCUAUAACGGAACCUGUUAUACCAAUAUCUCGAGAAUAUAAUACCUCUACAUCUCAGCUGUAUUAG
Molecule: messenger RNA, 420 nt
Organism: Trichomonas vaginalis G3
Lineage: Eukaryota; Parabasalia; Trichomonadida; Trichomonadidae
Exons: 1
Coding region: 1-420 (139 amino acids)
Source: RefSeq, a predicted model, not a curated record